This is a messenger RNA of Drosophila serrata, 3245 nucleotides long. RefSeq names its product dihydroxyacetone phosphate acyltransferase (gene Gnpat). Gene Ontology annotation, biological process: fatty acid metabolic process; phospholipid biosynthetic process; ether lipid biosynthetic process. The record is from RefSeq and is a predicted model, not a curated record. Gene Ontology annotation, cellular component: peroxisomal membrane; peroxisome; mitochondrial membrane. NCBI's taxonomy places the organism in Eukaryota, Metazoa, Arthropoda, Insecta, Diptera, Drosophilidae. Gene Ontology annotation, molecular function: glycerol-3-phosphate O-acyltransferase activity; glycerone-phosphate O-acyltransferase activity.
AACAAAACAGCCGCGCCGCUGCUGCUGCUAAAAUCGUUAAAACUCGGUCAAGCAGAUCAAAAAUAAAUUGCACAUUCUAAAGUAAAUUGUCGGGCUUGUGCGGUGAAGUAAAUGCAUUAAAAAGCGGCGACCUCGAACAUUGCGAGAAGCGUUACCUAAAAAUUCCGGCCACAGCAGCUCGUAUUGAAUUUUACCCCAGUGCGUAGACCGGUGCAACGCAGCGAGAUGGAGCGGAAUCCAGUCACGGCAACCGGAGGUGGAGGAGGCGGAGCAGGAGGAAGUGAACCCAGCGAUCAGGAGGAGAAAAAGUCACCUAGUGCCGCCGAUUAUAUGCUUAACUUCAAGAACAUCAUUGCAGCGGGUAAUGAGGCCUCCAUGACCAGAGAGUUUAAUCCCCAGGUGGCCUAUGAGUUCGAGAAGUAUCUCAAUCCCUUGAAGCUCAAGCAGCACGUGCUGAAGAGUGAGAAACUGCGAUCCAUUCUGGAGCAUUAUGCUAAGGAAUCGGGUCAGCCGGUUAAGCAGUUGGAGCGCCAGGCCAAGGAGAUCAUUGAGGAGAUCGGCCUGGAUCGUAACAUGGCCAUUAUUCGGUGGUGCGGUAUCGCCAUCACAGCCAUUGGCAAGAGGAUCUGUGAUGGAUUCUACGUGAAUUCCGCCAGCAUGCUAAAUGUGCGCAAGGAUAUGGGCAAGUGUCCGGUGCUCUAUCUUCCCAGCCAUCGCAGCUAUAUGGACUUUAUCCUAAUGUCGUACAUCUGUUAUUACUAUGACAUCGAGAUACCUGGAAUAGCCGCCGGAAUGGAUUUCCAUUCUAUGUUUGGUAUGGGCACCAUGCUUAGGAAAACUGGAGCCUUCUUUAUGCGUCGCAGUUUCUCCAACGAUGAGCUUUAUUGGGAUAUUUUCCGGGAGUACAUGUACGCUCUGGUGGCCAAUUAUCACAUCGGCGUGGAGUUCUUCAUCGAGGGCACUCGUUCACGGAAUUUUAAAGCUCUCGUGCCAAAGAUUGGCCUUCUGUCGAUGGCAUUAUUACCUUACUUCACCGGUGAAGUUCCGGAUGUGAUGAUUGUGCCAGUUAGUGUCGCCUACGAGCGGGUCCUGGAGGAGCAACUAUUCGUCUAUGAGCUUCUUGGAGUGCCGAAACCCAAGGAGUCCACAAAAGGUUUCUUUAAGGCUUUAAAAAUCAUAGAUGAGCGGUUUGGAAAGAUGUUCUUGGACUUUGGAGAGCCAAUUUCCGUAAAGGAAUUCUUUGGACACGACAGUGCCCAGCGGAUGCAGCGCGCCGGUGUAGGAGGACAGCUACAAAAGUUAAACCGACAGGAGGUGGAUCUGGUAAAGCAGCUGGCCAAUGAGAUUAUCUAUCAGCAACAGCGACGCAUUGUGAUCACUACUUUUAAUCUGCUGAGCCUGUACUACGCCAGUCAAUUGUAUGCCCAAAAGAGUGUCACCAUUGAUGAGCUAUCCCGGGGUGUUCUACAUCUGAAGCGCAUCUUCGAGCAACUGGGAGCACAUGUCAGCACCAAGCCAGGCAGCAUUAAGGCCGAUAUUAUUGAUGCUGUGGAGAUACACUCAAAUAUCCUGCAUUUUGUCAACGCUCGAUUGCAGUUCACACCGAUGGCAGCCAAGCAAUUGGCGGAUAAGAUCGAUGUGAAGCGACUGAAAGCUCAUGCGCUCUGUCCACAAACCAUGGCGGUGGCAGUUCCCAUGCUGGCUCUACAGCUCUAUGUGAAUCCCUGCAUGUUCUGGCUGGCUAGACCGGCCUAUCUCUUGCUGGCGGCUCUCAAGGAGCAAAGGAGUCAACAGAAGUGCCUGGAUUCUUCAAGCAUCUCAUACGAUUCUACUUUGAGUGCUCUUCAUGCGCAUGUAACCAACAUGGAUGAAUUGUUUCAGCAUGAGUUCAUCAUUGAAUCGAACCGCGAGGCUGCAGAGUUCGAGACGCAUCUAAAACUGCUCCUCGACGAGCGGGUUGUGGACGUGGCGAAGAAUGGAAGGAUCAGGGUACAGGAUAACGAGUGCGCGCAUGUUAUAUUGGCCGCCCUCGCCCCAUUCCUGUGUCUCUACUACCAGUUGGUGGUCGCCUUAAGAAAAAUUCCUUUGGAUAUUGAAUUUAGCAACAAAGAUCUCCUCGUUCGCGUCCAGAAGCAUGUGGAACAGCUGCUACAGCAGCCCGGCGGAACUGCCUUCCACGUUCAUCCGUAUUGCUUGGCGCUGGAUAACCUAAAUAUUGCCAUCUACGCUCUGAUACAAAGGGGCUAUUUGCUCAAGAGCCGAGACUCUGGGCAGUUGAAGAUCCCCGGAACGCCUGGGAAGUGCCUUGAGGAGCUGGAGAGACAGCUGCUCGAGUAUUGUCAAUUAAUGCCAUUCGCCCAAUACUCAACGGCGGCCAACCAGCAGGCCCAGUUUCACAUAGCCAAAUUAUAACUGGCAAAUGGUAAGAGGCCGACGGGGGAGGAGGCAGCAAGGGGAACGGAAACUGAUCGCAGUCUGGACCCCGACCUGAAUCCCAAGCAGUGUAGUACAAUUUUGUUUUCAUUGUCCAUACAAUUCAUUCAGUUUGUUGUCGGCCUGCUCAAGAAUUGUCGCAUCAUCUGCAUUCUGUUCUUCAUUGUGGUUGUGGCUCCGCUCAAGCAGCUUCUCCGCUGGCUCAUUGAAUCCUCCCAUUCCUUCACAUAGGUUUAAGUUUGGGGUGUUUGGUAUAAUCGAUUUAAAUGGCAAACUACAAAUUCAGAAUAAAAAGGCGCUGGGUAGUUAAUGAGCAAUAUUAAGUAAUAUUUGCCUGGGAGAGAGUAAAGUUUAUGAAUAAUUUAAUUAAUUAAUUGAUAUCCUAAAAGAAACAUACAUUCCCAAAUUAAAUUCUCUGAUCAAAAUAUAUGAAUUUAAUAAUUUACAAGCACGUUUUUUACGCCUUUUGAAAAUUGCUUAAUAUUGCUCAGAGAUAAAUAAUGGCCUAAAGAUUAUAUGCCAAGGAAAAUCGUGCCAUCAUCCUAUAUAGUGUGUUUGUACGAGAGAAAGCUAGAGUUUAUCUUUAAGCCUCAGAAACUGAUAUUUUAUGUUCGUUACGCCAUGGAAAACAAACAAAUGAAAUUCACAAAAAAAGCCAAAAGAAAUAAGCACUUUCAUAAAUCGAAUUUUGAUCAACAAAUUUUUGUAUAGAGAAAAAUGGUAGAUCCCAUCGAAAUAUAUAUAUUCUAUAUAUUUUUAGCCAAGGAAAUGUUACCCAUCUAAAGUGACAAAAAAUAUAACAAUUUAAAAGA